GCCGCAGCGCGCUCGGGCGGAAGUGAGGUCGGCGGCUCCGGUGGCUGCGCAGCGUCGGCGGGGAGCGCGGGCUGCGGAGAGGCGGGCCGGGCCAAGCGGAGCCGAACAAGUGGGAGCGCGGCGCCCGGGUGGCAGCAGAGACGCGGGGCUCGGAGGGUCGGCCCCGUAUCGUAGCACGUCUCCUCGGCGCGCUCCCCUCGUUUAGCCCCACGGCCAAGCUCGCCGCGGGCCGGCGUGCGCUGGUCACUGAGGCCCAGGCCGCCGCCGCGGCGCGUUUUUGAAAUCAUGAAUCCUGUUUAUAGUCCUGGAUCUUCUGGGGUUCCCUAUGCAAAUGCCAAAGGAAUUGGUUAUCCAGCUGGCUUUCCCAUGGGCUAUGCAGCAGCAGCUCCUGCCUAUUCUCCUAACAUGUAUCCUGGAGCGAAUCCUACCUUCCAAGCAGGUUACAGUCCUGGCACACCUUACAAAGUGUCCUGUUCCCCCACCAGCGGGGCUGUGCCGCCGUACUCCUCCUCCCCGAACCCCUACCAGACUGCCGUGUACCCCGUGCGAAGUGCCUACCCCCAGCAGAGCCCGUACGCACAGCAAGGCACGUACUACACACAGCCGCUGUAUGCAGCACCUCCUCACGUCAUCCACCACACCACAGUGGUGCAGCCCAACGGCAUGCCGGCAACAGUGUACCCUGCUCCCAUCCCUGCUCCUAGAGGCAACGGGGUCACCAUGGGCAUGGUGGCUGGGACCACCAUGGCCAUGUCGGCAGGUACCUUGCUGACUGCUCACUCCCCAACUCCUGUCGCCCCUCACCCGGUUACUGUGCCCACGUACCGGGCCCCAGGAACACCCACUUACAGCUAUGUGCCCCCUCAGUGGUGAUCACCUGCAAGUGUUUGAGGACGGAGCUGUGCAGUCACAUCAUUGGGGAUUCCACAGCUGGUGCUGCAGGCCUUGUGCCUCCAACCAGGACUUUCUUCUAAAUGCUCUCGACACUUAGCUAAACACGACUAUAUCCCGGCCCAGCAGGUCCCAGCGCCGUUAGUUUCCAGCUGACUCUGUGGGUUGGUCUUAAAGCAAAUUCUGUUUUGUGGACUGCCUGGCAAUUUUUUAGCUAACUGUAAUGAUAAAAAGGGAGUAUUAACCUAUUCUGAAUCAUAUCUAGUUGAAUGCAUGUUUUAAAAAAAACAAACACAAAAAGCUUGCUCAAUCUACCUGCAGUGACUGAUGCAAAACCAUCAUAUGCAAAAUCCAAAGGAAUGGAAACGUAUUUCACAACUUGUAUCACUAAUGCACUGUUGUAACGUAUGCAAAGUCCUAAAGUUGUAAGCGUUAAAGUGAAUGUCUUCAUAGAGCAUCUGAAGUAUCUUAGAUGAUUCUUCAACCUUUUGGGGUUGAUGUGGGUUGCCAGUUAGGGAUGUGGACUUUUUAGUUUUCAGCGACCUGUUUCUUUGGCACUGACUGUACCAGAAGGGAGUUGCAGGAUUUGGGAGAGAAUAGGGAAGCCACAGCUGCUUGGGUGCAGCCAGUUAAUGGGCAUCCCUUUGAUUUUAGGCUGGGUGGGGUCAGUGGAACAGGGACAUGCUUAAAGCUCAUCAUGAAAGGUGAUAGUUGUGUGGCCAGCACAAUUUGGGGUAAGGGGGUGGUUUAUGUGUCAGCCAAGCAGUUUUUCUGCUGUCUAAAUUUUCAUUACAAUUCUCUUACAGAGAGAGAUAAUGUUUUUAUAUAUCCUUAUUGGAAAAGUCCUAUGUAAAACUAAAUUAUUUUCCUGGGAUGGAAGAAAUGUGAGAGAGAAACAGCCGUGCUUGGAGGAGGUAUUGUCUUCUGCUUUAUUUAGUCUAGAAAAUCAUUCCAUUUUUUUCCCCCUGAGAAAUGUUUGAAUCAGCUGAAAACAGGUAGGCAUUGCUAUUUUUCCCCUACAAAGAAGGGCAAAGGUUUCACCUGUAUGUUAUGAAGAAAGUGGUAUAUUUAAGAAUGAUUAAAAAGGGAACAAAACUUUAUUUAAAAUUCCUCCUAUUUCUUGUAGAAAGGCAGGGCUGUGGGUGUGUCUGGAAAUGUAGAAACCCGUAGCUGCUCCUGGGAUCACUCACCUAAUGGCGGUGACUUGUCCACUGAGGCCAGCUGGAGGGGAUGCUUGGAGGUGGGGCAGGGCGGAGGCCAGUACCUGUUGUCUGGGAGCCUGUCCUGCCAUCUCUUGCAGCUGAAGGCACUUGGCACAAAGCGAGCAUAGAGAGGGCCAAGCAGCGCUGGGGUGCAUUUGCUGGCAGGGUUUAUUGUGGGAGAGGAAUUUGAGUUUAGAAUCUGGAUCUUGUACGUAGAAAUCAAGAGGCUUGCCCUGCCACACCUGCAAAUAUGCCUGCCUGCCCUGUAUGGAUGGGAGUGCGUGUCUCUUUUCAGUGAGAGUCAGAGGUGGGGGUGGGAGGGGUGGCGUCAGGCCUGUGGGCAAGAACGUUGCAUCUUCUUCCCAGCACAGUGUUGUUUUGAGUGCUGUGGGCUCUGGUGGGAGGGGGCUCUGCUCCUUUCGCUGGCAGCUGGGUCAGGACACUGAUGCCCAGUGAGGAUGCCCACUAGCAUUCUGCCCCAGUUGAGGGGGGAGCAGCUGACCACUGAGCCUUUGGUAACCUUAUUUUUUUAUAGUAAGUACUCCUCAUAAUUUUCUUUUUCACAUCUUAUUUUAUAAGAAGUUUAGGAAUAUUUUUGCAUGGAUCAUUGUAAACAGCAGAUUCUUUAUUCCUGAUGUCUAUUAACAUAGAAUGUUUACUGAUAAGUACUUUAAAUUCCUUCAUGAGCACUUAACCCAUCCUAGUGUCUGUGUGUCGGGGCAGACAUUUCCUGCAGGCACACAGUUUGUGCCCCUUUCAGGUCUCUGUGGGUAAUUCCGUCUGUUUGAUGGAUGGUUGGCAGGAUCAGUAGGUUCUGAAGGUUCCAGGGGUUCGACUGACCAAGUGGCAGAGAAGUCUUUUUUCCCAAUUGAGUGCUAGUAGAUUAGGAUAAAGUCUCACAAUUUUAGUGUAUGCUUUUAAGAAGCCCCACACAACAACAAUGGAAAUACACACAUGUACAACUGCCUGUAAGGGCUGGAGUCUUGGGGUUCAGGAGGAAGUCAGAGGAAGUUACAGGCAUCUCUUCCAGCUUGCUUGGGACUUAGCACACACACGCACCUAAUUAAUUGGUGUUUUAAAGAGUAGGCUGCGCCGUCCCCCCCCCCCCCGCCCCAUGCCAUAUACAUCAGCUUCAUAAACACUUUUUUCCUCCCUAUAAUCUAACCUUUUAUGAAGUUGAGUUGAGAGACUUUAUGAAAUGGUUGCAUUGCCCGUCUGUGCAGAAAUCUUCCUGACUUUGAAACUAUCAGAAUAUCAGCUAUUAGAUAUGAAAGGUAGAUAGCAGCUAAGAAUCUGGUCUUAGGGAAUAGUCACAAAACUGUCAGGUUGUAAUUUUACCAACAAUUGCUUCUAGUAAAAUUAAAGUUAAUUAAGGAAUAGAACUUGGGUCAAAAUUCUGUUACAAAGCUGCAUAAUUUGUCCCUAAGCAUAUGAUGGAGCAUUCUGAGAAAUGUGCUUUUUUUGUGUUUGACAUUCCUAAUUUGGAAGUCCUUCAGCUGAAUGACUGUUCUUUUAGAAGAUGAGACAGGCAAGCGAAGGACCUAGUUCCUGUAAACAUGGACGUUGUGAUGGAUACUUCAAAGAUGUUUGUUCUACACUUUUUCCCCUGAGGCUUGGGAGGUGUGUUCCAUCAUCUAUGUUGCUGCUGCAGUUUCUCUGCUUUUGGAAGUCUUGUUUGGGUCUGUGCUGGGGGCUGAGUGUUUAGUGUGAGCCAGUGAUCCAUGAGCUUGCUGCUCUGUGAAGGCCCAAGUCAGGGCCAGUCAUGGUAAUGGGCAUGAAGGCACCUCCAGAACCUUUUAUGUCUGUCGUAGGCCUACCCAUCACUAUUCUGGGAAACUUGUUUCUUGAGUGCUAUGCAAAUGUGUUCACAGGAGAUGGGGCUGAUCCUGCUUGGGCUGGGCGCCUGGUCAGUGAGUGUCCUGCCCUUUCCCAGCUGAGCACACAGUUCCUUGCUCCUCCUGGUGGUGUCAUCUGGCUGUGAUGAGUGAAGUCUAGGAAAUAAUUUGCAUGUGUCUUGGGGACACGUCAGUAACGAGAGGAAGUACAUUAUUACAGUAACUUGCAAUGUACAAAUACCUGUCAGUGUUGUGCCUCGUAAGGUGUGUAGGGUAUCUGUGAGUGUGCCAGUGAGUGGUGGUGAGAGGUCAGCACAUACCAGCUAUGGAAGUAUUGGUGUCUGCUUUAAAAAGGAGACCCAGACUUGGCUUGUCCUUUUUACACAUUUGAGAACAGUAUUACUCUCAACAGUUGGGCCACCGUCACCUCAUCCACAGCUCACCAGUUUGGCCAUUGCCCAGACAGGACAAGACCUGCAGUGGGUACAGCUGCAGGUGGCCGGGGUGUGGCUUGAGGUGGGCAGCAGCGUCUGGUCCUUCUCUCUGGUGCUUUCUGCGGGUCUCUAAAGCAGAGUGUGGUUGGCUUAGGGGAGGGCAGAGUGCGUAUUUCUCCCCUCCAGCACCUCUGCAUGUGUGGGUCUUACCUCUGCCUGGGCUUUCUGAAGGGCAGUGGCCCGUUGAGUAUCCUGCAGAGAACAUGCUCUUACUGGUAGGUCCUGGGGGCUCCAGGGGCUCAGCUGACUGAGUAACAGAAGUGGGGUGUGUGUGGCCUUUUUGGGUAGGAAACUGCAUGUUUCAGAAAGUUUGUCUCUUUUUUUCCUGCUUCCCAUUAUUUGAAGAAUAGAGAGCCUGUGGGGAUAGCCUUGUUUUGGUCCACAGGACUAAAGGGAAGUCAUUUGGGAAGGGGAAACAGGAGGUGCGGCAUCCGUAGGGAACCUGGGCCUGCAGGAUGGUGUGUGAGGACUGGCAUGACAGGUGCCCCCUCACCACAGACUGUGCCGUGGGGCCCUGUGCAGACAGUGGGCUAGACUAGCUGGGACAGAUGUCGGGCCAGCUGCCUGUGCCCUUGGCAGGGUUGCUGUGCCGGCCACACGGGAGGCCCCAGAGAGCCUCAUGGAUUGUGACUAAAGAAGAAACGGUUCCUUUUUGUUUUUUAAAAUGAUUUUUAAAUACAGUUUUUUACACCGUUCUCUUGGUACUUUUUUUAAGCUAAGUCAGCAUUGUCUUCCAGUGUUAAAGGCGUCCCUCACCUCUGCAUUGAACUUACGUAUCCACACCAAGGAACGGAACUUCCAUCCUGAGCCAGUUCAAUUAGGUGUCAGUUCAUAUGGUUUUAAUUUUUUACGCAAUCUGAUGAGUAGAUGAGCUCAGAUUUAAAAAUCUCAAAAGCACGUUUAUUGUAACAAGAAUUGUUAUGUAUUAAUACUGCAGUUUUCAAUAAAGAUUGACUUGUGUUGCA
Saimiri boliviensis boliviensis (Bolivian squirrel monkey) is the source of this 5387-nucleotide messenger RNA. RefSeq names its product family with sequence similarity 168 member B (gene FAM168B). NCBI's taxonomy places the organism in Eukaryota, Metazoa, Chordata, Mammalia, Primates, Cebidae. The record is from RefSeq and is a predicted model, not a curated record.